AUGCUAAAAGAUCAAUCAAAAAUUUUAGAAUACGACAAAGAGGUUAAGAGCCUCAUUGACAACGGAAUUGCUGAAAUUGUGCCCAAUAUCGAGUCUCCUAGGCCGAUUUAUUACAUGCCGCAUAAACCUGUUUAUAAAGAAAAUAAAAGCACAACGAAAGUGAGAAUCGUUUUCGAUGCGUCUUCGAGCGAAUCCGGCCAUACUUCGCUGAAUGAUCACCUUAGCGAAGGUUCUAAUCUCAUUGCCGACUUAUUCACAAUGCUACUACGUUUUAGGGCAAAUCGUAUCGCUGUGGUGGGCGAUAUAGAGAAAGCAUUCCUUCAGAUUUUACUGGAUGAAGCUGACAGAGAUACCCAUCGUUUUUUAUGGUACAAGUCAUGUCCAAGCGCAGAUCAACAUAAGCCAGAUCUGGCAAUCUAUCGUAUGACUAGGGUUACAUUUGGCAUAACAUCCAGCCCUUUCCUAUUAGCUAGCACUAAACGUAAUCAUUUGGAUGAAAGUUUAAAAAGUAAUAGCGUGCUGUGUGAAAAACUCAAAGCGUCGUUUUACGUAGACGAUCUUAUAUUCAGCGAACCAACCAAAGAAGCAGCAAUGCAUGUUGCUAAACAAGCUCAAACCGUGAUGGAAGCUGCGAAAUUUAACUUAAGGAAAUGGAACUCUAACGACGUGGACGUAAGGCGAGAGCUUUCUACAGAGGAAGUAGGCAUAGCAGAGCAAAAAAUUCUUGGGUUGACAUGGUCCACAGUAAACGACAAAAUUUCCGUAGAUGUAAAAUCUUGUAAUGAUUAUAUCCAAACACUACGAGCUACAAAACGUAACGUUUUAAAAGCAAUGGCCAAAAUUUACGACCCGUUGGGGCUAUUGGGCCCAUUCACGGUUAGAAUAAAAAUUCUACUGCAAGAAGUUUGGCGUCAAAAGAAAGAAUGGGAUGUCAUAAUGGAUGGCGAAACUCAGAGUGCAUUUUCACAGUGGCAAGAAGAGCUUGCAUUACUAGAAACUUUCUGUGUUGAUCGAUGUUUGUCAGCAGGCAGUGAAUCGAUAUUGGAAUUGCACAUCUUUUCUGAUGCGAGCCCGAAGGCGUAUGGAGCAGUGGCUUAUUGUCGACAAAUAAUGCCAACCGGACGAAUUCUCACUAAUAUUGUGUGCUCAAAAAAUCGAGUAAGCCCAAUUUCCGAAAAUAAUAAGGAAGUAGAAUUAACGUUACCUAAAUUGGAGUUAACAGCAGCUUUGAUGGCAGCAAGAUUGAAAGAAACCCUUGUAAAAAGCUUGUGCGUUAAAAUAUCCGCAGUUUAUUUGUGGACGGAUUCAAGUAUUGCAUUAAACUGGAUAAAUGGCUGUGGGCGAAAACCUAAACCGUAUAUAAAGGCAAGAGUAGCAGAAAUUAACCAAAUGUCGAACAUAUAUGAUUGGCAUCAUUGUUCCGGCAAGCUUAAUCCAGCGGAUUUGCUAACCAGAGGUAUAAAGGCGAAAAAUCUGCUUGAGUCCAAUAUUUGGAAGUUCGGGCCAAGCUGGCUUCGAGAAAAUGAAGAAAACUGGCCAGCGAAGCUUGAAAUUCAUAGAUCAUCAGUUUUGAAUACUGCCAAUCACAUCGAGCGAAAUAAGCUAGUAAUUGCACCAAUUACUACCAUUGAAAAUUAUAGCAGUCUAAAAAAGCUUUUAAGAGUAACUGCAUACGCAUUUCGUUUUGUAAAACGUUCUAAGAGAAAGUCGACAAACCAACAGUUAGGCAAUCGAAAGUGUAUACAAUAUUGUGAAGUCGAUGAAAUAACGUUUGAAGAACUACAAAAAGCCGAGAUGUACUGGAUCGAACACACGCAGCGAAAUUUUUACAGCAAGGAGUACGAAAUAUUAUCGAACGGACAACAAGUUAAUCACUCAUCAAAAAUAUCGUCGUUAAACCCCUAUCUGACAGAUGGUAUACUGCGGUUAAAUAGUCGUUUUCCUAAAUAUGAGCAAAGCGUUUCAAAACGAGAUCCAAUAAUUUUGCCGAAGAGGUCUCAUUUAAGUGUGCUGCUGAUAUUAGAAGUUCAUCAAUCAACUUUUCAUGGUGGUGUAAACGCCGUUCUAGCACAGCUUCGAAAUCGUUUUUGGGUCAUUCAGGCGAGGCAAGCAAUUAAGACAAUCCUGCGCAAGUGUGUGAUUUGUCAGCGUCUCCAUGGCAAAAGUGCUUCUGAGCCAUGGACAGUACUACCAACCAAGCGAAUAAUGACUACGAGGCCUUUCGAGACAACCGGAGUGGAUUUCGCUGGGCCGUUGUAUGUUAACGGCAACAAUGACCAAGGACACAAGGUGUACAUUAUGCUGUUUACAUGUGCAGCUGUACGAGCUGUACAUCUUGAGUUAGUGCCAGAUAUGACGACAAAAAGCUGCCUGGAGGCGAUCAGGAGGUUUACGUCGAGAAGAGGUGUACCAUCUACGAUCAUCUCAGAUAAUGCAAAGACUUUUAAGCGUGCAGACUAUGAGCUUAGAAAGCUUGAAGAUUUGCUUAAAAAUCAUGAAGUGCGGCGUUUGGCGGCACAUAAAGGCGUCAAAUGGCAAUAUAUACCUGAGAGAGCAGCUUGGUGGGGCGGCUUCUGGGAGCGCCUCGUAAGGAGCGUCAAAUGUCCACUUAAGGCUGCUAUUGGCAAAGCCAAACUUUCAGCGAACGAAUUAGCUACAUUGUUGACGGAAAUCGAGAGCGUAAUCAACUCAAGGACGUUAACCUACAUUACAAAUGAUCACAACGAUCUGGAGCCACUGACUCCAGCUCACUUUUUGAACAAUUUUAAUUCUCUUUUAUACUCCACAGAGUUACCAGUAACACAAGCGUCGCUGACGCAGUCUUGGUAUUUGCAGCAAUCAUUGCUUAAACGUUACUUAAAGCGGUGGCGCAAGGAUUAUCUUAACCAGCUUCGCUCCAUACACCAUUGCAAGAACGGGCCAAGUCGCAGUAUUAAUGAAGAUGAUAUAGUAUUCGUGUAUGAUGAGCUCAAAUCAAGACUUUUGUGGAAAAUUGGUAUCGUCAAAGCUACAUACAUGGGCAGAGACGGUCGCAUAAGAGCAUGUGAUGUGGAACUGGAAAAUAAGCAAAUUUUAAGGCGGUCUGUGCAGCAUUUGUAUCCGCUCGAGAUUGCAACAACAUUUCCCGGGGCCCAGGAUGUAGAAAAUCACAAAAUACGAGAUUAA
Messenger RNA from Rhagoletis zephyria (snowberry fruit fly), 3165 nucleotides. RefSeq lists its product as uncharacterized. NCBI's taxonomy places the organism in Eukaryota, Metazoa, Arthropoda, Insecta, Diptera, Tephritidae. The record is from RefSeq and is a predicted model, not a curated record. Gene Ontology annotation, molecular function: nucleic acid binding. Gene Ontology annotation, biological process: DNA integration.